UGUCCCGCUUUCCCGGCCCAGCAGCGCGAGCGCGGGGAUAUCCGAUAACCCCUCCUCCCCACGCUCACCCGCCAUGGCCCUCGCGGCCGCCGUGGCCAUCUCCAUCCACCCAUUCCUCAGCCGCCCGGCCAGCGUCCUCCGCUGCGGCCGCCUCGUCCCGCCGCUCCUUCUCCUCCGCGCCUCCUCGGCCUCCUCCACCUCGGACUUCAACAUCACCUUCGCGGAGCCCGCGCCCGCCCCGUCCAAAGCCUCGCCCGGCGGCCCGUCCGCGCAGCCGCUGGUCCCGUGGAUCGCCCGCGGGGCCGACGGAAAGCCAUCCCUCCACACCUCUCCGCCGCCGGACGUCAUCCAGGCCGUCGCCGCGGCGGAGGCGGAGGCCAAGAGGGCCGCCAAGAGGGGCCAGAAGCAGGGCCCCGCCGCCGACGUCCCUGUCGCCAGCGUUAGGGUCAAGGAGAAGAAGGCCGCCCCGACCGCGCCGCCCAAGUUCUCCAAGGCGGCCAGGCGGUUCUACAACGAGAACAUCAAGGAGCACGAGCCGCAGCGCCUCGCCAAGGUCCUCGCCGCCGCAGGAGUGGCCUCAAGAAGGACCAGCGAGGAGCUCAUCUUCCAAGGGAAGGUGACUGUCAAUGGUUCUGUCUGCACUGCUCCCCAGACCAAAGUCGACAUCUCGAAGGAUUCUAUCUAUGUUAAUGGCAACCGCAUUUCCAAGAAGCUGCCUCCAAAGCUCUAUUUUGCUGUGAACAAGCCAAAAGGGUAUAUUUGCUCGUCUGGUGAAGAGAAGUCUGUUAUCUCCUUAUUGGAUGACUAUUUGAAAGGAUGGAACAAACUUCAGCCAGGAGUACCAAAACCCCGCUUGUUUACUGUGGGUCGUCUUGAUGUUGCCACAACUGGUUUGAUAAUAGUUACAAAUGAUGGUGAAUUUGCCCAGAAAGUCUCGCACCCUUCUUCAAACAUAACAAAGGAAUAUGUAGUAACUAUAGAUGGAGCAGUGCACAAGAAACACCUUGUAGCUAUCAGCGGAGGAACAGUAAUUGAUGGUGUUAAGGUUGUACCUGAUUUAGUAGAACCACUGGAUGCCCAAGCUGACACAAAAAGGACACGACUUAAAAUAGUGGUUCAUGAAGGAAGAAACCACGAAGUUCGUGAACUUGUGCAGAAUGCAGGACUAAAGGUCUAUGCUUUGAAACGUGUUCGGAUAGGCAGGUUCCGCCUCCCAUCGGACCUGGGAAUUGGGAAGAUGGUUGAACUCAAAGAAGCUGACAUCAAGGCACUAGAUGGCAACAGCUAGUAGAGUGCACGCCUGAGUUCAUGGGCUCCAUUUUCGACAGUGGUGUGGACGGAUCAAUAACUUAUAUGUCGUACCUCCUGUGGUGCAAGGCACGGCUACUCCGCGCCUGAAAAGGCCCGCGAUUCCGCUGUCAUAGAUGUCAAAUAGGGGCCUGGGUGGUCAAGUUCGACAGGCAUGCCUUUGCUUUGAAGAAAACAUGAGCUGCUUGGCCGAAGAAUCUACACGAUCCUACGUGGCGGCAGUGUUCGCUGGAGUUUUGGGAUAUGUUCAACUAGGCUAGCUAGUAGUAGAGUUGUUGAUAGCGUCUACUCUUAUGCAAAUCUACCGAUUUAUUAUCUGUGGAAAUGUAAAUGCUGUUAGUCGAGUCAUGAACUUCUUUUUUAACUUAUUAGUUGAGUCAUGAACUGGCAUUACUUCCAACAGUUCUUGCAACUUGUAACUUGUAUGCCUCUUCCACAAGAAAAAUAUCUGUAUACCUGAUAA
Triticum aestivum (bread wheat) is the source of this 1771-nucleotide messenger RNA. RefSeq names its product putative ribosomal large subunit pseudouridine synthase SVR1, chloroplastic. Gene Ontology annotation, molecular function: pseudouridine synthase activity; RNA binding. Bases 74 to 1288 code for a protein of 404 amino acids. Gene Ontology annotation, biological process: maturation of SSU-rRNA from tetracistronic rRNA transcript (SSU-rRNA, LSU-rRNA, 4.5S-rRNA, 5S-rRNA); maturation of LSU-rRNA from tetracistronic rRNA transcript (SSU-rRNA, LSU-rRNA, 4.5S-rRNA, 5S-rRNA); pseudouridine synthesis. Gene Ontology annotation, cellular component: chloroplast. The record is from RefSeq and is a predicted model, not a curated record. Lineage: Eukaryota; Viridiplantae; Streptophyta; Magnoliopsida; Poales; Poaceae. The transcript has 10 exons.